This is a messenger RNA of Loxodonta africana (African savanna elephant), 841 nucleotides long. It is a transcript of the gene WFDC2, whose product is annotated as WAP four-disulfide core domain 2. The transcript has 4 exons. Bases 1 to 696 code for a protein of 231 amino acids. NCBI's taxonomy places the organism in Eukaryota, Metazoa, Chordata, Mammalia, Proboscidea, Elephantidae. Gene Ontology annotation, cellular component: extracellular region. Gene Ontology annotation, molecular function: serine-type endopeptidase inhibitor activity. The record is from RefSeq and is a predicted model, not a curated record.
AUGCCUGCCAGCCGCCUUGGCCCACUCGCCGCCGCCCUCCUACUGGGCUUGCUGCUGCUUGUCCUGCCCCCAGUCCGCAGUGACACAGAAACACAGAAAGCGGGCGUGUGCCCCGAGCUCCAGGGCGACCUGAACUGCACCGAGGAGUGCGUCUCGGACAGAGACUGCGCCGACAACCUCAAGUGCUGCCGGGCGGGCUGCGUCGCCGUCUGCGUUCUCCCCAAUGGUAACCCCGCGGCGACCAGCGCGGAGAGGGCCGGGGGCUGGGAGGGAGCGGGCCGCCCGGGUUCCGGGAAGAGGGGCGCACCCGGCCCACGGACCCGUGGGAGAGUCGAGGCGAUGGAGCCAGACUCGCAGUCCCCUCCCGCGCCUGACCCGGGGCGAGACAAAGGCGUCGCUGAAGCGCAGCCGAAGGGGAGGAGGCCCCUACACCGGCUUUUGAGUCCCUGGUGCGUGACAGGCUUCCGGGGCAAGGGGCUGAGGAGAAGGGCACAUCUCCUUGCUUCCCCAUUGCCCACUUUGUUUUACUCUCUUUUUCUAUCAGAAAAGCCAGGGUCCUGUCCCCAGCUGAGCUCCGGCUUCCUCCCGCUUGGCUUCUGCCACGACCUGUGCCAGGUGGACAGCCAGUGCCCAGGCCAGAAGAAAUGCUGCCUCAACGGCUGUGGGAAUGCGUACUGUGCCACACCCCACUUCUGAGCUCCAGCCACUACCAGCCUGUGGAGUUGGAGAGGGGACGUCUUCGCUUGGCCCAGCAUCUGCUCCAGCCUCCCCAGUUUCUGGCCUCUGCACCCACCCUGGGUUGACCACAGCUUCUUCCUUUUCCAACCAAUAAAGUGACCAC